GGAGGCUCUUCAGAGCUUAGAAGGGGUCAGAGCACCCCACUCCUGAGGCCCCCGUUUCCUGCUGUGUGAAGAGAUGCUUUUACAGCCCUGAGGAUGCAUCCUCUCUCACCCCAGUUCACCAGGCAUUUAAACGUGAACAAGAAAUUUGUUUCCGCGGGGCUCAGCUUCCCAGGGGAGAGCUGAGGUCACUCCCCCUCAGGGAGAUGAGCCCACCAGCCAGCUCCUGGCUCUGGUCCACGACUUUCUAGCAGGUGCUUCCUCCUUGCACGCUUCCACGGACAAAGACCAAAGGCUACCAUCAGACCAUUCUGGUAAGUGACGCUGCAGAGCCCAGAAAGCCUGGUAGGGUGGUGAACGGGAACCAGGGGUACAAUGACCCUCUUCUCAAAGCAGGGAGGAGAGUGUUUCCCAGCUGGCAAGGGCCUCAGGAGCUGCAGCAGGUCUCAAGACAUGGCCUGGACUUCUGUCCUGCUCAUGCUGCUGGCCCACCUCACAGGUUGUGGCCCCCAGCCCAUCCUGCAUCAGCCACCAUCUGCGUCUUCCUGGCUUGGAACCACCAUCCGCCUCUCCUGCGCCCUGGGCAGCAACCAUAACAUCAACAUUUACAGCAUUUACUGGUACCAGCAGAGGCCAGGCCACCCUCCCAGAUUCCUGCUGAGACAUUUCUCACGUUCAGACAAGCACCAGGGGCCCAACAUACCCCCUCGCUUCUCCGGAUCCAAAGACACGGCCCGGAACCUGGGGUACCUGAGCAUCUCUGAACUGCAGCCCGAGGACGAGGCUGUGUAUUUCUGCGCCUUGGGGCCCCGGAGCCAGGAAAAGGAGAACUGGAUGGAGAGGGAGAGAGGGGGAGAAAAGUAGCUUACAGAUUUGGGAUCCCGGGCUCUGGAGACAUUCAGACCCUGAACUCAAGGGCAGUUUGCUUUGCUCGGCUAGGCUGGCUCAGGAAGGAGGGCGGAGCACUGGGGCUUUGUAGAGCCAAGAAGAUGGAGCCGUUCCGCUUUUCCUUGUCUUGUAGUGGUGCCGUGAGCCCCACAGGAGGCUGGAUUAUAGAAUUAAAGCUGUUUUUCUGGGUU
Mesocricetus auratus (golden hamster) is the source of this 1076-nucleotide messenger RNA. RefSeq names its product immunoglobulin omega chain-like. Gene Ontology annotation, biological process: immunoglobulin production; immune response. NCBI's taxonomy places the organism in Eukaryota, Metazoa, Chordata, Mammalia, Rodentia, Cricetidae. The record is from RefSeq and is a predicted model, not a curated record. The transcript has 2 exons. Bases 373 to 861 code for a protein of 162 amino acids.